Messenger RNA from Spizellomyces punctatus DAOM BR117, 2100 nucleotides. RefSeq lists its product as uncharacterized. The coding region runs from base 210 to 1958 and encodes 582 amino acids. The record is from RefSeq and is a predicted model, not a curated record. The transcript is spliced from 8 exons. Lineage: Eukaryota; Fungi; Chytridiomycota; Chytridiomycetes; Spizellomycetales; Spizellomycetaceae. Gene Ontology annotation, cellular component: cytoplasmic dynein complex; centrosome. Gene Ontology annotation, biological process: microtubule cytoskeleton organization; microtubule-based movement. Gene Ontology annotation, molecular function: dynein heavy chain binding.
AAUGCCGCAAACUAUUUCCUACGGUGCCUUGCCAGCUUAACGCGUCCAAAAACUUGCAACAAAGAGAUCGCACGGGGCAAAGCCUGCAGCGAUCAGUCACCAGCAACAGUCCUUCCUCCCCAGCAGGCCCGGCUCAUCACUUCCACAUUCUUUCGCAGGCUUCUGGCCGACUCGCUGUGCCUUGUUCAGCGCACUAGCCCCAGCACAACAUGUCACCACCGUUGAACGAAUCUACCAACAGUCUCGCUGGGAGUCACUUAUUCGGAAGCAGUGAAGGGCUUACUGGACGGGAUCUCGAGAAUGGAGGCAUAUGGGCGUCCAUCCUAAAGAGCGUAUCAUCUUCAAAGACCGUCCAGUCAAAGAAUGUCCUGGUCAUUGGGGCUCCACAAUCGGGGAAGACAACCCUUAUCAACAGCAUUCGUCAGCAAACAGUGGCCACUCAGGAAGUGGACGAGGAAGACACAGGGUUAGCGCUGUCCUACUCAUACACGGAGGUCGCGGACGAAGAGCAUGAAGACAUUGUCGCCAGGAUAGGCUUCUACCAUUUAGCGAGUGAGACGGCGUUUGGAAACCUCUUCCGUUUUGCAUUGAAAGCGGACACAUUAGCGGAUAGUUUGGUUAUUCUGGUUCUUGAUUGGGCUCGGCCAUGGACGUUUCUCAAAACAUUGGAAGAUUGGCUUAGCAUUCUGGAGAAGCACAUUGCCACAUUGGAAGAGCGGAAUCCCGAACUGCUCGAGGAGCUGAAAGACCGAGGUCAGGCCUAUGUACGCAAUUACGCUGAGCCGCUAGAUCAAACGACUCUAUCGGGCAAAGAGGGAGUGGAAGGAAAGCAUGCGGGAGGCGUUGGUCCUCAGCACUCGGUAGCAUUGCCAUUAGGUUCCGGAACAUUGACUAAGAAUCUCGGCAUACCCAUUGUUGUAGUAGCUGCCAAGUCGGAUGCCACCUUUUUGCUGGAACGGGAGCGGGAUUACAAGGAGGAGCAGUUCGAUUUUAUACAACAAAGCCUGCGAACCAUCUGUUUGAAAUACGGAGCCGCCCUUUUUUACACAUCCACCCAUCGACAGCAAACACUUGAAGAUCUCCGAACGUAUGUUAUCCAUCGACUGCUCGGACCGCCGAGCACAGCAGGGGCACCAGUAUCUGCACAAUCUGCCGCAAAUCCUUUCGUCUCCAGUCUGCGGGCACAGGUUGUCGAUCGGGAUACUGUAUUUGUUCCCAGCGGGUGGGACAGUUGGGGGAAGAUCAAGGUCCUAAGGGACGGGUUCAAUUGUAGUGCCAUGGCUGGGGAAGCAAAUAACGACGGAGAUGUUAAGGACGGAGGCUUGUCCAGUGCCCGCGCCUUGUAUGAGAGCGUAAUAGUCAACCCGUUCACGGAAGCGGCUUUCUCCGUGGAACCCAUAGUAACUGCAGAGAGUGAGCAAUCAUUCUUGGAAAGACAACUGGAACUUUUGCAAAAUGCGGCUCGAUCGCCACAGUCGCCACAUGUAAGCCCUGCAUCGCCUGCAGGCGGGGACCCAAGCGCGGCUUUGAAAGCUCGGCUUGGUGGAGCGCAAGUGACUUCGUCCGCUAAUUCUCUAGAAGAUGUCGCGUCCAAGGUGGCCAAGUUGACAAAAGCCAAGGAACAAAGUGCACUAGCCGCAUCGCGUGACAAAAUAAAAUCUCCCACUGGUGACAUUCCAUUGCCAGCAAGUCUUAUAUCUUCAACCGCGGUAUCGCGGGCAGCUGGUGCUCUUGGGGCUGGAAGUGGACCACCCGCAAGUCAAAACGAGGUGCUCGCCAAUUUCUUCCAAUCUUUACUGGCCAAAAAGACCACCGUUCCUGCUGCACCUGCGGUCGGCACGUCCUCCCCCGCCAGCGUUCCAAGCCGAACUUCACCGGCAGGGUCCGUUGAGAAUGCGGGGGCUGCUGCGGCCGACAAAUCAAAAAGUGCUCCUUCGUCAGGAGACACCGGUAAAUGAUAAUCUACUGUCUUUCGUGGGCUUCUUCAUUUUACAGUGCCAGAGAUGAAGGUAACUAUAUAUUCAUAUGUAAUUGUAAACUAUUGUACAAAAUGUGACUGGUAUUAUAUCAACGAGCGACCUGCAUAUCGCAUGAUUUGAG